UUUCUGAACUGUCUGGGUCAGACUGUCUGAAACAGACGGACGAGGCCAUCAGCCAGUCUGAGAAGACUUCAUGAGGACACUAACAACGUAUGCUGUGUGUAACUGUAAGAAACGUUCAUCGGCUUCAUAGCUGGAUGAAAAUGGAUAUAAUUUAAACAAAGAUGGAUUCUAAUCAACUUCAAGGCGUGCUGAAAUUGGAAUAAUAAUGAUUUUGUUUAGGCUUGGGUCUAGAGAACGAGCAAUCAUUUCAUCUUCGGCAUAUUUUUCCUGCCAUUUCAGACCACUCUUGUUCUCAAUUUUCAUGCCUGUUAAUUCGUUCCAUGGUCUGUGAUUGCUUUGUUUAGUUAUGUUUAGAAUCAAGAUAGAUCUAGAUUUUGAUCUAGAUUCUAGAUCUGCUCGUAAUUCGUGCAUUGUAUUUUGGUGAGGAAACAACAGAAAAUGUGUGGAUAUAAUUCACAGUUCGGAUCAUCGAAUCUGAUAUUUUUAGCUAUACUACUGAUAGUCUUCGAUCAAGUUACCGCUCAUGAGAGUGUCGCCAAAGAGCCCCUUGUGGGCACUCCCAGCAGCUCAUUGUUCACGGCCACCACCAUCGCGGCAGGUUCAAACCUCAAGGCUUCACCACUCUCCACCAACACGGUAGAGCCCAACGAGUGCGCCCAGUACACGGCGAACGGGUCCAACACGACGGUCACGGUGAUGUGUGACGACUACUGUUUUACCGCCUGGUCGGUGGAUGAUAAGAACAGGAGCAAUGUGGUCAUUUCAAUGCAAGGCUGCUGGCGCAUGUCCGAGGAGUCCAAGUGUCGGCUGAACGUGUGUGUCGCCGAGAACCAGCCCCGCCUCAACACGCUCUUCUGUUGCUGUACCGGUCAUCUCUGCAACGCCAACGUCCAGAGUGCCUACGUCCCCAGCGUUCCUGCACACUCCGUGGACAUUGUCCCAGGAUCACCUCCCCCCACCCCCUCCCUGAAUGUAGGUCCUCAUCAUGACCAGAGCUACAAGAAAAAGACCAUCAUCAUCUCCCUUGUGUCGGUGGUGUCUGUGACUGUGGUGGUGGUCUUCAGCUACCUGCUCUACAGGCUGUACAUCACACCCAAGCCUGUCAGCCCACCACCCUCCACGGUGGUCAAGGUGGACACGGACAGUAAACCUGGUGGACCACAGCUCAGUCUGGAUGACCUGAAGAUAGAAGAGGUGCUAGUCCGAGGUAAAUACAGUGAUGUUAGGAAAGGCUGGCUAGGAAACAAAGAGGUGGCUGUGAAAAUUUAUCAGCCCCAUCAUAGACAGUACUACUUCAAUGAGAGGAAUGCAUUCACACAGCCUUUCAUGGAGCACCCUAACAUUGUCAAGUUCUUUGGGGCCAGGGAGCAGGAGGACCCGGGUACCCACAUGACCCAGUUUGUCAUUGUCACGGAGUACAUGACCCUGGGGUCACUGACCAGUUAUUUAAAGCACAACACUAUUGACUGGUACACGCUGUGUCAUAUGUGUCUGGGGAUAGCCAAGGGCUUGGCUUAUUUACAUACAGACAUACAGAAGGGAGGCUUGUUCAAGCCAGCCAUGGCCCACAGGGAUUUGAACACGCGCAACAUUUUGGUUGGUCCAGAUUUAACCUGUGUUGUUGCUGACCUGGGGUUUGCUGUGGGGAUGAUGGGCUCAAAGAUCAUAAAAAAUGGAGUGGCGGAGAAUGCUGAGCAGGCCUCUUUAGCAGAUGUUGGUACUUUGAGGUACAUGGCACCAGAAGUAUUUGAUGGGGCUGUAAACCUUAGAGACUGUGAAGCAUCCCUGAAACAGAUAGACGUCUACGCUCUCGGCCUGGUUAUGUGGGAGGUGGCCUCUCGGUGUGUCGACCUUUAUCAAGGAGCCCCAGUACCUGAGUAUCAGCUGCCCUAUCAAGCAGAGAAGGGGCCACAUCCAACGUUUGAAGACAUGCAGAUCCUAGUGGUCAAGUACAAAACAAGACCAAAGUUGCCAGAAGUUUGGAAAGAUUCGAACCCUGCUGUUCGCUGUCUGAAAGAAACCAUUGAGGACUGCUGGGACUCUGAUGCUGAAGCUCGCCUGACUGCGCUGUGUGUGCAGGAGAGGGUCUCGGACAUUUCCUCACUCUGGUUCCACGGGACCAAGCACCGGGGCGUCACGCCCACUCUCAACGCCACCAUGAACAUCACUGAAAACUCCAACAUCCACAACUGUGCGACCGUGGUUUCAAAUGGUUCCUCAUACAUACCUUCGUAUGUUGACCGGAACAAUGAAGCCAAUAUUCAGGGAGUGGACAUUGAGAAAACUUCACCGGUGAUUUUGAAUAGCCUGAGGCGUAAAGCUGACGAGGAUUCGGACACAGAUGUUGUGUGUCCCCUGAUGGGCAGCAGUCAGGUGCUGGGCGAGGGCAGCAGCAUGGACCUCAAAGACCAGAGCAUGUCCGAGUCCACGGUUGAUACCAUCCUGCCAACCACCCCUUCCACUGACACCACAGACAGGGCCAACCAAACCCCACUGAAGGCCAAUAACAUCAUGCUGGCCAAAAACAAGGCUGUUAUUCUACACCCUAACCAAGGGAGGAACCCCACUGCGCAGAGGAACACACACAAGCGCAGUGACGAAGAGCUGACAGUUUCUGGGAAUAGGCUUGUUGGACCAGAGGAGCAGAACCAGGGUGGGAAUACAUCAAGUUGUACGAGACGGGUCAGUACACAGAGCGCACCUCCCAACCCAAGCACAGGGGGUAGCUUUGAUGGUUACGACGCGGUUGAAUCAUCAUCGCUGGUCCAGAACGACGCCCUGAGCCACCAGCACAGUCACCCGCGUAACAUGCCCAUUCCUUAUUUACAGAACCAUGUUCACGGGGAGGGCGUGGCAUCUGCGGCCCCAAAUCUGACCCGGCCGAAGUUGGCCAACAUAAGCAACAACAGGAAUUCCUACCUACGACUUCAAGGUGAGGAUGGCAGUCCUCAAGCAGAUCCCAGCCAAAGAGUUGCUGAAAAAGAAAUCCAUUCUAAGUCAUUGAAGCACAAGCUCAGCAAGCUGAUCCGGCCUAUGGACCUGGGGAAUAAGUUUACAAAACUGAUGUUUGGCAAGCACAAGAAGAGUCAGGUGGCCGAGUCAGGGACAAGCGCCCCUGGGCAGUACAUCAACAGCGGCCUCGAGGCAAGCCCCAUCGGAAGAAAUCCACAGAACAGUAACCUAAACCAACCGGUUAUUUUGGCGGUUGAGAUGAUCAACGGGUCACCAGUGUCCAAGGCUUGUAGUGACCCUGAGGGGCAGACUGCCGUGACAAGUGGACUAGCCCAGUCGAGGCUCUCUGCCACCAAUGUCAUGAGGCUUGGCCUACUUGGCAACACGUGCCAUGAAGAGCUGCCAUCACCAUCACUUUUUCCAAAACCUGGCCACACAGCCUCCAAUGACCAGUGCUAUUUCUCCUCUGAACUUGAACAGGAUAAAGCGCUACCCCUACAAAACUUGUCCGCUGGUCGGUCAGCCAAAGAUUACGGAUCCAUUCGCCCUCCUGGUCAGCUUGUAAGCAGCGACCAGGCAGAAACAGUGUGUGUUGAAAGGUCAGUUAAACAAGGGUCAAGCUCAGUCAGCAGCUUUGGCCAGUCCUCAAGCCACAACUCCAACUCUUCUUCAAACUCCAGCGUGGACAUCAAAGAACUAGCACCCAACUUGAGCCUGUCAAAAAUUGCGUUUGCCCCAUUGGACGAUUCAGAAAUGAACGGAGGGGUGCAGUCGCCCCAGAAUAAAACCAUUGCUCCCAUUAAUAAAUCAGUUGCGGCUCACGGUAAGAAAAAUGUUCAUGAGCCUGCUGGUGCUGCUGCUGGUUCAAAUCCUGCUUUUGAAAACUACCACCAGGACACCAAGGGGGGGAACUCUGUCAUGUUAAAUAUCCACAUUAGGGAAAAAAGUCUUUCAAAAGAUUCUAGCCGCGGGUCUCGACAUCUGUCUAGCCAACAAGGGAAGCCAUCAAGGGGUGAAGGUUCAAACAGUGGCACCCGCAAGCUCCCCCAGCCCGCCAAACUAUCUCAGUCCCAGAGUGUCACAGACUUGGGGCGGCAGUCUGACGGCAGCCACAACGCUGGUCAGUCAAAGAGUGUGACAGACCUAGGCUGGCCGGCAGCUGCCUGCAACACUGCCGGUCAAGAUCAGUUUUGGCAAGAAUCCGACAAAAGUUUCAAUAAACAUAGACCUAAAUCUUUGUCCCUCAAGGGGCAUAACUACGGAAGGAGCAGACCAGUCCACUCUACGCCCCACCGGCCAAAGCUGGAUGAAAACGGUACCCUUCCGAUAGUCGUACCCAAUAUAACUCUUGAUAAGAGCUCGCCCAUGUUUCAGCCAACAGCCAGACCAGGUCACGUGGUUGCUCCCUCUGUUGCUGUUAGCUCAUACAGGAGCUCAACGGUCAACUCAGCCAGCACAAACAGUUGUCAAGGUAACAAAGUCAGCACACAAUGCAUGCCCAAUGACUCAGGUGAGAGCGCCAUGGCCAAAGGUGCUGGUCUCAAAGACAGAUCAGAGUCUAGUGAGAAAAUCAGACGCAGAAUCAAAACCCCGGUCUCGUUUAAGAAAGGCCGUCUGUCGCUGUACGACGACCGCCUGAUGACCCAGAGCUUGUGUCCAGUGGAGAACUGUGGUGACCACAUGUCGUCUGGUCAGAUGGGUUGCUCUGAUGGUGAGAUCAAAGGUCACGACUAUCAAAAGAUGAUCAAAAGUGAUUCUGAUCUUGUCCUUUAACCCUUUAAGCGCGCCAAGCCAUGAUCGUGGCUUUGCUGUUACAUAACUUAUAAUGCGUAAGGCCACAUGGCGCAUGCUUUAAGGGUUAAGCCAGCUUUUGACUUGGUCAUUUGACACAUGCCAAAUAGUCAUCCAAAAUGUCAUUUGAAAUGACAUGUUUUUUAUUUUUUGGUGUAAAUGUAUUGAGUCAUUUUGUUUCAGGCAAACAAAACAUUUUUUUGUUGUUGUAUUAAGGCAGAUUGUAAAACACAAACUUGUAGUAGGCAGGUUUUGGCAUUCCUACCCUAACACUGACAUUCAGUAAACAUGGCAAAUUUAAACCCAUCAUUCCAACACCAUUGUGAUGACAAGCAGUAAUGCAGGAAAACACAACCUGAAGAGUAUUAGUGUUACUGUUGAGUUGCUCCCUAUAGGAAUUGAAAUAGCCCGUAUUAUAAUUUACAGAGCUAAUUAAUUUGUACUUAAAAUAUUGCUGUGUCUGAGAUAGUUUUAAGUUUGUUUAACAAAUCAAAAUAAUGUUAAAAUUUUUUAUGUUUUUGAUGUACAAUGCCAGAUUUUGUACAUUUGUCUUUCUUGUAAAUUAUAAAAAAAACAUUUUACUGCUUCUGUAAUCUAAAACUUGUUUUAUUUUUAAGUUCAAACAAAAUCAACAAAACCAAUACAUAUAUGAAUUUACCAGCUUUAAAUACUUGCAUUUUCUUUGCAUAAACUAUUUCUAAUCUAAAUGUAACUGUUAUUUUACUGCACUUUUGGAAUACUUGGUAAUAAUUUUAUUACAUUUUCUAGUUUACUUGUGCUAGAAGAUUAUAAGCUUAUUAUAAAAAGUUGUGUAGUUUUAAUAUUGUUGCUGCAAGGUUCAGAUGGGGUAACUAAGUUGCAGGAAAACUGGCUUUCAUUGGGUUUUUAAUUGUUUGAAGAGGCUGGGGUGGUCCUUCUUGAACAUUGUUAUUUUUAAAAAAAAUGUUUUAUUUAUUGUUUUCAUUGCAUGUUUUUUUUUUAUGCAGUUUACUUAUGACCUAGUAUACUGUUUAUCUCUGUGAUAUGGUUUGUUGGUUUUAAUCCAGCAGCCUUUGAGUUUGCUCCCUUUAUUAUUGCUGCGAUGGGAGUGCCCUCCCCUGAGCACAAAGUGUGUCUGUGAUCCAAAGACUGAGGUGUGUGUGUGUGUGAGAGAGAUGUUUAUCUGUUAUGAUUUGAUGGUUAAAAAGAGAUUGUGGUGUGUGUGUGUUUAUCUUCCAUUUGCAAGCUGUCUCUAGUCCUGGUUUACAUAUUAUUUUAACUGCUUAGUAUUUAGAAUGCUUAUGUACAAUCCACAAAUAUUUUCCAAGGGUAUGUGGAUAAAACAGAGCGUAGUGUAUGUGAAUGUUUGUGAAACAACCAGAUACUCAUCUUAUCAAAACUUGUUUAAAAUGUAUGAUAUCCUUUAACAAUUUGACCAUCUUCUCAGCUGUAAUAAGAGAAUAUAAUAUUAUCUUGAUUUUGUACUGGACCAGCGGCUACAAUUAAGUU
Molecule: messenger RNA, 6231 nt
Organism: Physella acuta
Lineage: Eukaryota; Metazoa; Mollusca; Gastropoda; Physidae
Biological process (GO): protein phosphorylation; BMP signaling pathway; cellular response to growth factor stimulus
Cellular component (GO): plasma membrane; signaling receptor complex
Molecular function (GO): transforming growth factor beta receptor activity; ATP binding
Source: RefSeq, a predicted model, not a curated record